AUUUCACAUAUAAAUAUCGUCUUCUAUCGCACGAAAACCCUUCCGGAAACAUUGCACCAUCUCGAACACCAUGUCGGCGAAGCUUUACGACGUCCUCAUCAUCGGCGGCGGGCCUGCCGGCUUGGCCAUGGCUACCGGCCUUGCCCGUCAGCUGUAUAUUGCCAUAGUUCUUGACUCGGGAUCGUAUCGGAAUGCGCGAACAAAGUACAUGCACAACGUCCUUGGGUUCGACCACACAGACCCGGCCGACUUCCGAGCCAAGGCCGAGGCGGACCUGCUGAAGCGCUAUGAGACCAUCGAGUUCAAGUCUGCGACCAUCGACUCGGUCCAUAAACUGGAUGCGGGCGUGUUUGAGGCUGUUGAUAGCGAGGGUAUCGUGUACCAGGGUAGGAAGUUGGGCUUGGGAAAUUCGGGAUGUCAUGGAGGAUCAGCCCGAGGGAUAUGAGGAGUGCUGGGGACGUGUUGCCAGCUCAGGCUCUUCAUUGAUAAACGGUCUAGUGGUGGGCAAGUCGAAUAUUUUGUGAGUUGGACGGGACGUCCUAAAAUGAGGCCUCAUGGGUCCAGGAUUCUACGAUAAGUUGGCGAUCCAGCCAACAGCCUCAUCGGUGAAGCCACGGUACAUCCAUCGACCCGGAACGGGCAAGAUUAGGGCAGUGGGCCUACUUUACAGGGAUUCAGCGGCUUCAGCGUCGAGGUCCUCGUCGCCUGCAUGGUGCAAGGCAAGGCAGGGGCUUCAGGCAGCCGUC
Molecule: messenger RNA, 746 nt
Organism: Ilyonectria robusta
Lineage: Eukaryota; Fungi; Ascomycota; Sordariomycetes; Hypocreales; Nectriaceae
Product: glit protein
Exons: 1
Coding region: 71-445 (124 amino acids)
Source: RefSeq, a predicted model, not a curated record